AUAUACAUAUGUUUGGUUAUCUUUAGAUAUCAAAUUCAAAUUUGGAUAUCCAAUCUCCCCUAACUCGAUAACUGGUUCCAGUAUUUUCUAUAUUUUUGUUCAAUUUUUGGUUUGAAUUUUUUAGAUCGGUUCGUAUUCGGUUUUUGGAUCCGUGUAAAAUGUCCGAGCCUACUUUUUGGGAAAAACUUAAUGGUGUCCCCUAUUCUCGAAUCUAUUUGACUAUUUAAGAACACACGAAUCUGUACCAACAUUAAAAUGUUUCUGCAAUCAUGUAUACGUUGCUUUUUCUUCCAACAAUGAUGUAAUUUUCCAUCUUAAAUUCAUAAUCACUGGUUGCGUGACGUGAUCUCGUAUGAUAUACGGUGAUGUCAUAAAAGAGACGUCAUAUUUUAUAUGAAAGCGGUAUUCAGUAUUCACGUAUCACGUGAAGGAGAUCCAUGACCAUGAGCCGCCUGGCCAUGCUCACCACUGAUUCCUUCUAUUUCUCAUCAUGCGUGGGAUACACGCUUCACUAUCCACAUGUAGAUAUGUGGAAUGAUUCCACCUAUCCGAAGGCACGUGAGGUACACGAACCUAUCUCUUGUUUCGUUUCUCCUUCGGUCUUUCCCAUUAGUUUCCACUCUCCUUCCAAAAAGCAUAAAGAAAAUGUUAUAUAUAUACUUACGAUGAUGCUAGAGAUUAAUUAAAAUUUAUAAAUAACUGUACAAGUAUAAACAGAAGAUAUAAGCUCAUCUGGAUUCUCUCACCGGCAAACAACAUGAAGUCAUCAUCAUCAUCGUCAUGGACGUUUCUCACGACCACAAGCUUAGACCAGAGAAACCCAUCUCCGGUCGUUACAUCAAAGCAAAUGAAGAAGACAGCUUCAAGGAACAAACCCAUCAAAGUGCGUUACAUAUCAAACCCCAUGAGGGUCAAAACAUGUGCGUCCAAGUUUAGAGAACUCGUACAAGAACUCACCGGCCAAGACGCCGUCGAUCUUGAGCUUGAGCCCGAGUUUUCCCCUUCCGCGGUAUCCGACCACAGCCCUUCUCCGCCGCCGCCGGAGACUUUUGCGCCACAUAUUCCUCAUCAGGAGCCGUUCGAUGAUCUGGUAGCUGGCUACUAUGAGCCGUUGGAUGGGGAAGAGAUGUUCUUGUCGCAGAUGUCGAGAGGUUUUUCUGGAUAUUUCUCGAAUGAGUUUUACAAUGUGAAUGACUACCUUGGAAGGAUCGAUUCUUUGUGAAAAUAUUCGGAGUAUUUAGGGGUUUCAAGUACAUAUAUCUAUACAAUUAUGAAUUGCCAUACAUAUAUUUAAAUUGAUACAUGUAUAUUAAUUACUUAUACCAAGGUUUGUGAAGAGAAUUAUAAGGGAAUAAGUCACUUGUAAAAGGUUUGAAUGAACCUCUUGAUUUUGUUUUUGUUAGAUAAUUUUGAUAUUUUUUUUUUAA
Brassica rapa (field mustard) is the source of this 1427-nucleotide messenger RNA. RefSeq names its product sigma factor binding protein 1, chloroplastic. The record is from RefSeq and is a predicted model, not a curated record. Lineage: Eukaryota; Viridiplantae; Streptophyta; Magnoliopsida; Brassicales; Brassicaceae.